AUGGAGGAUUUGGUGUGGAAGUCAAAGGACCCUGAUGUUGCGCUUGUUCACCAGAUGCCCUUUUACACUGACCAGCGGGGAUUCCUUAACGCACUGGAGAAGAUCUGUUUCGCCUGCGCUCUCGGCAGGAGCGCAAUGUCACUCAACUACAUGGGUGUCCUCUGUUUCACCGGCAUGUCCUACAUCGUAAAGAAGCCAAUCCUGGACAAGUACGGUGGAUACGCAUACUUUGGCAAAUACCUGGCUGAGGACUUUUUCUUUUCGAAAGAACUACACAAAAAGUAA
This is a messenger RNA of Dibothriocephalus latus, 285 nucleotides long. The record is from the annotation of a GenBank genome assembly. Lineage: Eukaryota; Metazoa; Platyhelminthes; Cestoda; Diphyllobothriidea; Diphyllobothriidae.